AUGGCUUCCGUCUUCUGUUGUAUGGCUAUAAUAUUCCAGGCCAUUUCCUCUUUUUCCUUCAAUGGUUGCAAUGCUGAUGCUGCCUUGAUUGAAAGUAUCUGCAAAGAGUCCCAAGACUACAAUUUUUGCAUGUCAGUUGUGGGCAACGGCCCUCGCGCAGCCGCAGUAGACUUGCAUGGUUUUGCUUUAGUUUCUAUUUCCGUGACGGCCAUUCAAAUUCAGGACACCCUGGAUGAAAUCCCCCGACUUCUGCAAGACCUGAAAGACCCGCUGGGACAAACUCGACUUCGGGAAUGCCAAACAGAUUACAACGAGGCAUUGGGGAAUUUCCAGAGCGCCUUCUAG
Gossypium arboreum is the source of this 345-nucleotide messenger RNA. Its product is annotated as pectinesterase inhibitor 5-like. Gene Ontology annotation, molecular function: pectinesterase inhibitor activity. Gene Ontology annotation, biological process: negative regulation of catalytic activity. The record is from RefSeq and is a predicted model, not a curated record. The transcript has a single exon. The coding region runs from base 1 to 345 and encodes 114 amino acids. Lineage: Eukaryota; Viridiplantae; Streptophyta; Magnoliopsida; Malvales; Malvaceae.